This is a messenger RNA of Notodromas monacha, 5098 nucleotides long. Lineage: Eukaryota; Metazoa; Arthropoda; Ostracoda; Podocopida; Cyprididae. The record is from the annotation of a GenBank genome assembly.
AUGCACGAAGAGUUGGAAGCAGCUUUGAAAUUCCACCCGCGGAAAAAUGAUAAGGUUUUCCGUUAUGGCACCGCCGGGUUCCGGGACUUGGGCGCAGAAUUGGAUUUCAUCAUGUUCAGAAUGGGACUCUUGGCUGUGAUGAGGUCAAUUGAAAAGGAAGGUCAGGCGAUAGGUGUCAUGGUGACUGCUUCGCAUAACCCAGAGCAAGACAAUGGAGUCAAGCUGGUGGACCCGUUUGGAGAAAUGCUGGAGGCUUCUUGGGAGGGAAUUGCAACUGAAUUAGUGGCAGCUUCAGAUGAAGAUUUGGUGCAAGUAUUGUCCAAGAUUGGUCCCUUGGACAAGGCCUCAAUUGCAAACGUGAUCCUUGGACAAGACACGCGCAGGUCUAGCGAGGCUCUGGCAGGUGCUAUUGCUGAUGGUGUUCAAUGUCUUGGUGCUAAUUUGCGCACUUUGGGGCUGGUGACGACCCCUCAACUACACUUUGUAGUUGCUUGCACAAACAAUAAGUCUUACGGGGCUCCUUCAGUUGAUGGCUACUGUGCAAAACUCUGCGCUGCUUUUGAUAAAAUUCAUCAAGGCGUGACGGACGUGCAGAAAUACUCGAACAAAGUCGUGUUCGAUGGAGCAAAUGGAGUUGGAGUUUUUGCGAUGAAAAGGUUCCUCAAAGCCUUGGGUGGUGACAUUUUGAAUGUGGAGUUUUUCUUGCCGGAAAGAGGCCGACUGAACGAGAACUGUGGCUCGGAUUUUGUGAAAACUGAACAAAGGCUCCCUUUAGGAAUGGAUGUGGAGCCUGGGACUAGAUGUGUAUCUUUUGACGGAGACGCUGACAGAAUUGUGUACUACUACAAUGACUCUGCGAAGGUGUUUCGACUCUUGGACGGCGACAAAAUUUCUGCAUUGGUUGCGGGUUUCUUGUCGGAUUUAUUGAAAAAAUGUGGAAUCAGUGCGAAACUCGGGGUGGUGCAAACGGCGUAUGCAAAUGGCAGUUCCACAAAAUAUCUGGAAGAGGUGAUGGGAGUGCCUGUUGCUUGUGCCAAAACCGGAGUGAAGCAUUUGCACAAAGUGGCAGUGGAGCUCUUUGAUAUUGGAGUUUACUUUGAAGCCAAUGGACAUGGGACAGUUGUUUUCAAAGAGUCGGUGAAACAAGAAAUCCGAACCAAAGCUGGAUCAGACCAAAAUGCCCAGAAGCUCUUGGCUUUUGUUGAUCUUAUAAAUGAAACUGUUGGAGAUGCGCUGUCAAUUUUUCUGCUCGUUGAGGCAAUUUUAAUGACGAGAGGUUGGAAUAUGGAUGACUGGAACAACAGCUACUCUGACUUGCCGAAUAAAAUGCUCAAAGUUCUGGUGAAAGACAGGUACAGUAUGGAGACGACGGACGCGGAAAGACGCUGCGUGAAACCAGUUGGAAUUCAGGAGAAAAUUGACGAAGUUGUCGGAAAAUUCGUUGAUGGUCGAUCAUUUGUCCGUCCGUCUGGAACAGAAGACGUUGUACGUGUCUACGCAGAAGCUGCUACAAAACCUGAGGCUGACGCUUUGGCAGAACAAGUCGCUGACAUCGUCAGGACAUUUUGUGGAGAGAGGGAAACUUUGGUCAGCUCAAUGGUAGCCUGUGAUGCAGCGGACGUCGAAGAUCGGCUUGCAAAUUUCGACGAGAUGCAAAAAUCGGAAUUGUUGCGUUUCGAUGUGAACGUCGUAGAUGAAAUGGACCUACUGGUUCACGAUCAGCAAGUGACGUUGGCGAAGUCAGGAUUUAUGCAUAAUUUUCAUCUCGCCAAGCAACCUGAUGAAAUCAAGGUCAUGAUGUUUCUUGUCGAAUGCUUGCUUCCUUUUGCGGAAGAAUUUGUUACGAUGAUGAGCCUGUUGCCGCUGUCCGAAGUGCAGAUGGAACUGUGCUCGAAAAUCGAGGAUUUGUCCGUCUACGGUGACCUGUUGAAGGAAACUGAGAAUAAUAAUGCAUCGGGGUCCAGCAAUUCUUUUAAGGUGAUCCCUUUAACAGACACUAAUCUUCCGGAUCAAAAUAACGUGGAAAUCAUCUCACAAAAUGAAGAACCGAUGGAAGAAGACUCAGAAUCUCUCGUUCGAAGAGGUUUCAAGUGGGCUUUGAGUCAAAUUCAAAAGUUUUUCCCGCAUCUGUUCGUCGUGUCAGAAUUGGAAUGUCUUGCAGCUUUAUCGGAAAUGGACCAUGAUGCUCUGGAGCUUUACUUCAAAUUGGUUCAAUUGGAUCCUAAAUGGUACCGAGUCCAGGAAAUAUUGCAGAAGGCAAAUAUAUCCGAAGAGGAUUUUGUUCACAUUGAGGAUCUCAAACAUCUUGGCUUGGUCUACGAAAAACCAGGAUCUCGUUCUUGCCAGAAAUCAGUUUUGCGUUUGCCAGCCGCUGAGAUCCUGAAAUUACUGAAACCUUAUCAAUUGCAACAAAUUUCUGAAGAAUGUGGCUCUUCUGAAGCAUCAGAGACGCGGAUUCUGCAGCACGUUUUCGGAAGUGAUCAGGUUGAGGAAGCAGAUAAGUUGAGGAUGAUUGACUGCAUGGCCGUUGAAUACUGUCUAGAUCCUUCAGCUGUCCAGUUGGUGGAAAUGAUGGUCAUGUUACUGAGGGCUCCUGAGCCUUCAAUUUGCAUUGAACGUGUGGUCACCUUUGCCAUGGCUUUCAAGGAUUUUGCGGACGUCUCUGUCGGUCAUUUCAAUGUUCAAGCCAUCAACGUUUUGUUUCCAAAUCGAGCAGCGUUCAGGCAGUACUUCCUGGCAUGGAAAUGUUUUGAGAAAGUAAACGCUGCUUGCGUUUACAAGUGCUACCCGCUGAUAUCUGAAGGCGUGACUUGGGCUGUAAACGCUUUGCCAACUUUCCGGAAGCGUGACUCGGAACUUCCGGAAUUCCUCUUGCCCUUCUCAAUGGGCACUAUCUUGUGCGCCCUGACUUGGAAUGGAAUCCGUGCUUUGCCGUCUUCGAAACAGUUUUUUGAUUUGAUUGCUGAUGCCUUGUCACGGCUGCUGUUUCAAGUGGAAUACAUGGUUGACAGUCGUCCCGUGUGGCAUUUUUAUAGAAUCAGGUUCUUGAGGAUUAUUGGUAGGCUCUCUGAGUGCGUGGAUGCCAUUUUGGCAGCUGCUGCUGAUCCAACAAUCCAAGCGAACCAUUGGGCAACAUUGGUACUGGCCAAGAAUGCUCUUUUAAAAGCCACGAAAAAGAGGGAGACGAAUAUUAAACGAACGAAGAACUUGGCCGAGAGUCCUCAGGCAACAGACUUGCGAAUUUUCACCCUGAAGUUAAUCGAAGAGAACUCCAAGUAUCAACUGACGCUGAGAAUGCGGGAUAACAGUUGGGCAACUGUUUGUUUGUCGAGUAAGGAUGAAGUCGUGACUGCCUUUUAUGAAGCAAAUUUUCCACACUUGGGUCUUGGAAACCGAAUAGAUGGCUCCAGUUGCUUUGUUUCAUUGUUCGGCAUUUUCAUGUGGGAUGAGCUUUUCAUGCCGUUGGAAGCGGCUUUCAUGUUUCCAGUGCAAAAGGCACCCUUGGAUUUGAUUUCCAAAGAUUUUUAUCUCAGACGUUCAGAUGAAAUCGAUGCAAAGCUGGAGGUCAUAAAGAGCAACUUUGAAGAAUUUGUGGAUUUCCUGGGAAAUUGCUGGGAAGAGAGGUCGAAAGUCAGACAAGCCUGCUUGGUUGAAUGGGAUCUCUUUUCGUCAUUCUCUGCUUUCAAGGAACUCGUUCUGACAAUUGGCUCGAGUGUUGUGAUAUUGAUUUGCCAGAUGUUUUCGAAGGCUUUCUCUACGUACUCCAGAAAUUGUCCGGAUUUCUUGUUCUGGAAUUCCGGCAAGAAUUCGAAAAUUCAUUUUGUUUUCCUGCCUCGUGACGACGGAGACAAACAGGUGAAGCUGAAAACCUGGGGAUCCCUGCUCAUUGGAGCAGGAGCUAUAGUGGAUUUCUGUGCCCUGAAAAGUCUUUGAUCGCACAUAGCAAGAAAUCCCGUGUUUGUUUGUGUGUUUAUUUUUUUUAGAGUGCGUUUUCUUCAUAUUUUUCUGAGUGAAGGGGGAAAGCUUCCAUCCUGGCAGUUUUUUUAUACAAAAAAAAUUUGUUUUAACACAUUUUUCUGUGUGGCAACAUUUUUUCCAACUCUUGGCAGAAAACCCCUAAAUUAUAUGUUGUUACCAAUCUUGUUAUAACAAAGUUACCAAUUCAAAGUAUAACAAACUUUUUUGAAGAAUGUUCAAUGUAUUCUCCAAAUAUAAAUUGCAUGACCAAUACAGGCACAGACUGAAAUUCUGAACCUGUAUUGAUUCUGAUUGAACUGAUAGAUUCUUUUGGCAUUGGAUGGAUUAUAAUCAAUGACAAACAUGUCUUCAAAUGGUUCUAUGCAUCAUCCUCCCAGAAUAAAAAGAGGUAGAUGUAAAUUUUUAAAGCUAAUUUUUCUGCAGAAGAUCACUCAGUUUUUCUCUCAAUAGUAAACAGAUUCAGAGAAUGCCAGAAAAAGACACGAUAUAAUAUCAUGGGCAGGUCUUAUGAGAAAAAUGUGUUCAGUCAUUAAUUUUGAAAACCUUUUUAACAAUUAUUUAGUAUUUCAAGCUGAUUUUUGCAUUCCCCAAAAUUUGUUGUUACAAGAUUUUAAUGUAUUACAUUUUUUAACUAUCACUGGAUGUCAUGGACACAUGAUUUUAAUGUAUUCCAUUUUUUAACUGUAUCACUGGAUGUCAUAGACAACCUGAUCUUUCUCAUGUUGGAUAGGUGUUGCCUGAAUUAGGUUCUAUUGUAUUCAAUCAGGUCUAAGAUCAUUUUGCCUUGGUUUAAAUGAUUCUAGCAAAAUUAGGGCUGUUUGUUGAAAGCAAUGAACUUUUCCAAUUCUACCGCUAGAAACUCAACGUUUUCUGUGAUUAUUUUGGUUUGUGUUUGUUCCUGUUGCGGGUUCAAAAAGCACACAGUAUGUGAAAAACUACACUUUUUUUUUUACAUUUUGGGCAUGGAACCUUUGAACCUCCCAACUGCGCAAGAGGUGUGCUUUUUGUGUUGAUGAAAUGUGGAAAUUCUGUCCUCCGCGAAUUUUUUUCUCAACGUCAAGAAUAUCAUGGGAAUCCAAGAAAGAAGAACGCGAUGAAGCUGUAGGGAGAUUCCUCCGUC